AUGAUCUGCGGUUACUUUAGACCCAAGUUCUACAAGAAAUGCAAACAGUUGAUCAAGAUCAUCAAGAUUCAGCUCAACUUACAGAGGAAAAGGCAAAAUGCUAUGCUUAACGUCUCGAAGACAGAUAUCGUGGAGAUUCUCAAUACUGCCCAUGAAGAUGAUGAAACAGCCUAUAAAAAAGUCAAAGAAUUACUCGAAGACCGUAGGAUCAUAUCUUCUUAUGAUCUCAUCGAGCAGUUUUGCGACUGUAUCUCCUCCAAUCUUUCGUUAAUGCUGAAUCAAAGGUACUUUCACUAUAUUCUCAAGAUUGUUUCCACUCUACAAAGGUCACAAAUUUUCUGUUUAUAUACUGUUUCCAGGGAAUGUCCUAAGGAAUGCCGAGAAGCUGUUUACUCUCUGAUGUAUGCAGCAGCAUGGGUUCGCAACGUUCCUGCAGAACUUAAAGAUCUUAGAGACUUGUUUACACGUAGAUAUGGAGAAUCCAUUGACGCGUUUGUCAAUCCAGAGCUUGUUGAGAAACUUGUGCGGCGCAAAUCUUCAAGGGAAGUUAGGGUUCAGACUUUGCAAGAUAUUGCUCACGAGGCUAACAUCAGUUGGGAUCCUAUGUCUCUCCUACUGAGGCUACACAAACAGACUUCAGCUUUGCACGACGAGAAGAAAGAGAAGAGUGUUGCUCAAGAAAACACAAAGUUUCGUGGUCCACAAGGCAGUGCGAGUCUCACAAGCACACGCAAUAACGAAGUUUCUUCAACAGAAAAUUACAAGAGAAAGUCGUCGUUCAAGAGAUCGAAGAUCCCUGAUUACGAAGAAAUGGUGGCACAUCUUCGCCGGAGAUAAGAGAUAGUUGAUUAGUCUCUUAAUUAGGGCUCAUCUUCGGAAUUAGGUUCAUA
Eruca vesicaria subsp. sativa (arugula) is the source of this 890-nucleotide messenger RNA. The record is from the annotation of a GenBank genome assembly. Lineage: Eukaryota; Viridiplantae; Streptophyta; Magnoliopsida; Brassicales; Brassicaceae.